UUGGCUCCUUUCAUAUCGCGUAAUGCAGCAAGAAUAUACAGCGCGCAUAACACUGCGAUGGUCAAACGUUCGUUGACAUUUUAUUAAAGUAUGUGCAGCUCUCCGGUCAUUAAUGAGGGCACCAUUGAGGAAAUAAUCUUCGGUCACGCCUGACCAACAUGGCAGUCAACGUGUUAAAAACUCUCGCAGAAAACGCAACCGUAGCAGCAACAACAGUAGUGGCAACAACGGCAUAUUCAAUUCGCAUUGGUGCAACAAUGUCUGAAAUGCAAAAUGGUUUGAACGCAAUGGCGAUGUCACAACUGCUGUAUCGACUGCAGCAAGGACCAGGGCUAACGGGAUUGACAUCUUAUAAUGCCGCCGUCGCCGGAUAUCCGUGGAUCAACGCUCAAGCGGAACUUCUUGCCAAGCAACAUCUUGCCCUUCAGCAGCAGCAGGCAGCAGCAGCGAUGAAUACUAUGGCAGAAUCGCAGAAAAAAACACGCACGCGUAUCACCAACGAGCAAUUCAAGAUCUUGCGGGCGCAUUUUGACUUAAACAAUUCACCUGAGGAGAGACAGAUUUUAUUGAUAGCUGCUCAGAGCGGUCUGCCGCCGAAAGUUAUCAAACAUUGGUUCCGCAAUACGCUGUUCAAAGAGCGGCAGCGCAAUAAAGACAGCCCGUACAACUUCAACAAUCCGCCGAACACCACUCUGAAUCUCGAGGAACACGAGAAGACUGACGAGGCGGAGGGAAAUCCGUUGAACUCGAGCGUGUCGGACGGCAGUUCCUCCGAGGACAAAAGUUCGAACGAACAUGCCUCACCGCCGCCGUCGAUGUCGAACGCGAGUACAUCGCAGCAGCUGCAACAACAGCAGCAACAGCCGGCCGAGCAGGGGGCAUCUGAGCAAGCGCAGCGCCAACAGCAACAGUCGCAGCAUCAAGAGGAGCAGCAACAUCAUUCGCCUAGCAGCUCAGGCGUCCAACAAUCGCAACCGUACUCGUCCGCCCUCAACAUGAGCUCCGUCUUCUCCGGCAUUCACCACGACGUCUCCUCCCACGCUCCGUCGACCAUCCCGACUACCUCGAUAUUACUUCAGCCUAAACCAACGCUCCAAAAUAUAACAAAUUUAACACCGGACACAUAUGGCGUAGUACUGAACACGAUCGCCACUAUGACGCUUGCGCCGCCGCACGUGUCUCUCGGUUCGGGCCAUCAGCUGACAGAUUAUUCUUUCAUCGACAAUAGCAACGGCAACAACUCCAGUAUCAACCACACGGGAUUCACCGAAUACCAAAUCAAAGUCCUGCAAGAAUUUUUCAAGAAUAACGCGUAUCCGAAGGACAGCGACCUGGAGUACCUGAGCAAAGUGCUGAGCCUGAGUCCACACGUGAUCGUGGUGUGGUUUCAGAAUGCUCGGCAAAACGUACGCAAGGUUCACAAAAGUCCACCCGAGCUCGCAACACCGGUAUUUUUGCAUCAUGUUAAUACUCAGCAGGAACAAAAGCAACAUCCGUAUGUCACAGCAAUAGGUGAAGCAAUGAAGAAAGUACCAGGUGAACAAAAAUUGGCUUGUUUCAUGUCGGUCAUGCAAGUAAUUUCAACUUUUACAUAAUUUCCGAAUAGGUGAGAUCGUGACGAGCAAAAUAGUCUUAGAUGCUCUGUGUCUUUCAAUAUAAUACAAAAGUAGUUUAAUGUCAUUGUAACGAUGCAUCCCCCCCGGAAAACACUGCGGCCGAACGACCAUCCGUCGGUCGCAAAACGGUGCUCAGCGCCACAUAAACAAUUGCCACGCGCGGUGCAGACGUCCGACACAUGUACGCGUUGGCAACAACAAUGUUGAAAAACUGUGCAAAUUACUUGCAUGAUCGACGUGAAACAAGUCAAUUUUUGUAUAUCUGGUACUUUCUUCAUUGUUUCAUCUAUUGCUGAUUUACGGAUGUUGCUUUGUUCCUGCUGAGUAUUAACCCUUUGCACUCCGGGCCUUUUUCGCGCGACGCAUCAGCAACUCCAGACGUUUCGCAGUUCUUUUGACGCAUUUCUUACCAGUGACUUAAAAUCAUUACACACACAAAUUAAUGUAUAAAAUUUUUAUAUUUUAACAUUUUAUAUAUCUCUACGCCUUUACAAAUAUAAUUUCUUAAAUAUUAGUCUCUAUAAUUUUUCUGUGUGUGAUAUUUCAUGAAACAAUUCCCUAGAUGCAUGCCCGGCUUGUCGGAGCAAGUAUUACAAUAAUAUGUGGACUGAUGCCUUUUUCCGGGUUUAUUCCUCUCAGAACAGACUUUGCAGUCCUUCCUAACUCCUGUUAGAAUAUUGUGGAGCUUACCAUUCAAACAGAUAUUUUCGGAAUCCGAGGUUGAAGUCGAGGCUCGAUCGUGUGGUUGGCGAAAAUCUCCAGUCAAUUGGUGGACUAAUGUUUUCAAAUAUUUCAAAUGAUUAAGCGGCUGUUCGCUUUUCUGCUGUUUAGUGGCUUUAUAUAAAAUAUAUGAAUUUAUUAGACAAAUUUCCAAGCCCCAAAAAACAUUUACCCGUGUCGAAGAAACUAAACGUAAACAGUUACUGCC
Dinoponera quadriceps is the source of this 2544-nucleotide messenger RNA. RefSeq names its product zinc finger protein 2-like. Gene Ontology annotation, biological process: regulation of transcription by RNA polymerase II. The record is from RefSeq and is a predicted model, not a curated record. Lineage: Eukaryota; Metazoa; Arthropoda; Insecta; Hymenoptera; Formicidae. The coding region runs from base 159 to 1595 and encodes 478 amino acids. The transcript has 4 exons. Gene Ontology annotation, molecular function: RNA polymerase II cis-regulatory region sequence-specific DNA binding; DNA-binding transcription factor activity, RNA polymerase II-specific. Gene Ontology annotation, cellular component: nucleus.